Molecule: messenger RNA, 1474 nt
Organism: Phalacrocorax carbo (great cormorant)
Lineage: Eukaryota; Metazoa; Chordata; Aves; Suliformes; Phalacrocoracidae
Source: RefSeq, a predicted model, not a curated record
GCGGGGCAGGGCGGGGGGAUCCGUGAGGCGAUCCCGUGAGGCGGCGGGGCGGCAUGGAGGGUCGGCUGCCCUACGAUGACUUCCCGGUGGUUUUCCUGCCGCCUUACGAGAGCCCGCCCGCCUGGGUGCCGCCGCAUGAGAGGGUGUACCACCCCGACUACAACAACGAGCUCACGCAGUUCCUGCCCCGCACCAUCAUCCUGAAGAAGCCGCCCGGGGCGCAGUUGGGCUUCAACAUCCGGGGAGGAAAAGCCUCGCAGCUGGGGAUCUUCAUCUCUAAGGUGAUCCCAGACUCGGAUGCCCACAGAGCUGGGCUGCAGGAAGGGGACCAGGUGCUCUCAGUGAAUGAUGUGGAUUUCCAGGACAUCGAGCACAGCAAGGCUGUGGAGAUCCUGAAGACAGCCCGUGAAAUCACCAUGCGUGUGCGUUACUUCCCCUACAAUUACCAGAGACAGAAGGAAAGAACGGUUCACUAGCAGGCGGCUGUCUGCGGGUCUGCAGAGUGGCCAUCCUGCAAACAGCUCUCUGCUACUUUUCCUCAACAUCCGAGAUGACACACGAAGUUUUAGCUGUCACUGGAGGUACAACUGUCCUGUCGGCUGCACAGGCAUCGGCUCUGCUUCCUUCGUGGAGGGACGCCAACAGUCUUAUUUAGCUGGAAGAUGGAUGGGGCUUUCGUCUGUACUCCCUGUACUGGGUGUUGAAACAAGCUGAUGGUGGUGCUGUGGAAGUGGGUACCAGAGGGCAGAUCCUCCAGCAAGAUCUGGGCUCCUCUUCUAGCAGGACUUGAUUUAAAGGAGUGCUCAGCUGGUUGUGGAUCCAAGCCUUGUCACUAGAUGUAAGGCCAAGCCGGUCAGAGCGUGCUUGAGCAGAGCGUGGCCUUUGUCCUCCAGGAGAUCCACCUGUUCACUUCUCUGGUGACAUGAAAUUCUUUCCUUCUCCACUCUCCUACCUCUGCCCUACACUACGGGGUUUGCCUGGGACUCAAGGAGCAGGAGUAAACUCCACUCAAACUCGGUGCACACCUCUAGCUGCACUAGUCUGCCAAGGCAUGUUUGUACCUCUUUGCCGCUUAACGCCCCCAACGAUACAGGACUGAGACGCUCGGAGCGCGUUUCCAAACUGCUGUGGGUGCUUGGCCGGGUUCCCUCAGGCGUGGUGCUUGUGCGGGUAAAGGUUUCGCUUGCUGAGCUUGCUUCCUGCGCUUGGCCCCAUCACGUGCUCCCAUCACAGCUCCCCGCCACUUCCAGGUAAACUUCUCCCCUUCCCUGUUGUCCAGAGAGAGGCGAGGAAGCUGCUGUGCCCCGCACUGGGAGAGGGCAGGGGAAAACAUGCUUGUUACCAGCAAACCGGGGGGCAAAUGCGUGGUUCUGUCACAUUGUAAAUGGCAUCAGGACAGCCCUAGCUCUGGCCUUCUGUGCGGUGUUUUCUGCUUGUCUGUAGUAACUGAAUAAAAAUAAAACGAGUACAGCAA